Molecule: messenger RNA, 2860 nt
Organism: Homalodisca vitripennis (glassy-winged sharpshooter)
Lineage: Eukaryota; Metazoa; Arthropoda; Insecta; Hemiptera; Cicadellidae
Product: inter-alpha-trypsin inhibitor heavy chain H4-like
Exons: 19
Coding region: 119-2764 (881 amino acids)
Source: RefSeq, a predicted model, not a curated record
GCUGAUGCUGACUGUAGACACCAGGACGUUUCGCUUCUUGGUCCAGUUCCGUCGCGAACCCGCGAGAGUGAAUAUGUUCUGUUAGCAGUGUUGGAUUCUCCGUAACACCGAUACCACAAUGUUUCCUAGCACGGCCCUGUGUGUCCUGACGGCGGUGGUGGAGUGCAGCACAUCUGUACUGUUCCGUCCUAGCUCCGAGUCACUAUUGUUAAGGGUCAUUCGCUCACACCAGACUGGUCGACCGCUACCAGACGAGACUGACCCUGUGAGGAUAAACAGUCUGAGGGUGGACUCUAGGGUGUCUUCCCGCUACGCCCACACUCUCGUCACCUCCAGUGUUACCAACCCCACAAAUAACUCCCAGCAGAUCAAGUUCAGCGUGCUAUUGCCGGAGGCUGCCUUUAUUACGGGAUUUACCUUGAAGGUUGGCGAGAAGGUGUACAGGUCGUUUAUGAAAGAGAAGCAAGAAGCAAAAUACCAGUACCAGAAUGCAUUAUACAGUGGACUCACAGCUGGACAUUUGGCAGUCAGCGCAAGAGACUCCAACCAUUUCUACAUUUCUGUUAAUGUGGAAGCAUAUGGCAGAGCGAGUUUUAAUCUGACAUAUGAACAGCUGCUGAGUAGGACAUUGGGAGUGUACAAUCAUGUGAUAAAUCUUCAUCCCGGACAGGUAGUACCUGACCUGGCUGUCACCGUGGAAAUUUCUGAGUCACAUCCUCUCACAAAGCUGUCAGUUCUCCCAUUCAACACUAAAGGACAAGUGGACAGUUACGGAGAAAACUGUGUGUGGGAGGAGGUAAAAGUCGAAAAACUCACUGAAAAGAAGGCUUUGAUCAUGUUCACUCCUUCGGUCGCAACACAGAAUCAGCUGAGUUUGGUAGAGGGUGAGGGUCUCUCUGGUCAACUCAUAGUCAGAUAUGAUGUGGAGAACCAGCCUCCAGGAGGCUCCAUAUUGGUGAACGAAGGAUAUUUUGUACACUUCGUGUCGCCCGGGAAUCUCUCCCCACUGCGAAAACAUGCCAUCUUCACGUUGGAUGUCAGUGGGAGCAUGACCGGUCGCAAGUUGGAGCAACUCAAGGAGGCGAUGGUCAGGAUCCUUGAUGACUUGGACCCAGAGGAUUUCUUCAAUAUUAUUGAAUUCUCAUAUGCUGUCACGGUAUGGAACCUGGAUUCUCUAUCAUCCAGUGCAGUUAUACAGCCAGAAAUUCACACCACAGGUCUAUGGUGGUUCAACAAGGCUGAGUUACCCUCAACUCCCUCUCCUCCCUCUGAAACUCCUCCCACCUCUUCUCCUCUACACAACUCUGUCCCCCCUUACCCUGCCACCUCCCUUUAUAUUCAGAAGGCAAAGGAUGUAAUUGAGAAAAUGACUGCGGGUGGAGGCACAAAUAUACAUGGGGCAUUAAAGACAGCCAUGUUAGCUGCAACAGCAAGUUUCAUCAACACGACUGCCAACACGACAAAACCUAAACCAGAACCCAUUGUGAUAUUUUUGACAGAUGGAGACCCAACGAUUGGCAUCACUGACCACAAUAAAAUACUCAGUAUGGUGAAGGACCUCAACGUGAAGCAGAGUGCAAUCUUCAGCCUUGCUUUUGGGGAUGGAGCUGAUCUGUCUUUCCUUCGAAGGCUAUCUCUGGCUAACAAUGGUUUUGCCCGAAACAUCUAUGAGGCUUCUGAUGUGGCAUUGCAGCUGCAGAACUUCUACCGGGAGGUGGCAUCACCUUUACUUGCCAAUGUCACAUUCUCAUACUUACCAGGCCAGGUAGUCCGGAGUUCGCUUACCUCCCAGAACUUCCACAGCCUCUUUCUGGGAAGUCAACUGGUUGUAGCAGGUCGGCUGAACAAGACCACUCAGAUCUCAGCUAAUGUCACCGGGUUGGCUAUAAAUGGCAGUACCACAUAUCAUGUUCAGUCAGAGGCACAGCCGAUAGACGACUUGUCGGCCAGCCUGUAUGGUGUAGAAUCUUCAGAAGAGGAAAUGGAAGAUGAAAGCAGAGGUGAUGCAAAAGACAAGAAACUGAAGAGGAAGAAGAAAGCAAGAGGAACAUUGGAAAGGCUUUGGGCGUAUCUCACCAUCCAACAGUUACUUGAUAGAAGACAUGUGCUGGAGACUGAGGAUGUGAAGAAAAGAGUUGUGGAACUGGCUCUCAGGUAUAACUUUGUCACUCCAAUGACGUCGUUGGUUGUGGUCAAGCCAAACCAGUCAGUAGAAAUUGACCAAGAAUCAUUGAGACCACAAUCUUUGCUGAACAGACUGUAUCCAAACAACAAUAUGAACCAAAAUACACAUCCAAGUCCAACGAGAGUAAAGUAUGAAGGCACAAGCAGUUUUAUGGAGGAAUCCACAACAAACAAAUUAUAUACUAUGGAAAGGUUACAGAACCUAACGCUGGAAGACCUGACAUGGCUGGAAGGUCUAGUAGACUGGGAGAAUGGUGCAGUUACACUACCUCUGGGGGUGAAUGGCACCAAUCAGCAGUACAGGCUGGGGAUAGAUCAGGAGGACCAGCCUCUGGGAGAUUGUACCAGUCCAAGAGGGAAGAUGGGACAGUGUCGCCACCUGCCUCACUGUGUUCUUCCCGACAUUCUAAGCAGUGUUACCAACUAUAUACGUUAUUACUGCCCCCUCCCCAGCGGUUUUGCUGGGAUAUGUUGCCCAGACUUACACCACGUGACGACAACUGAACGAGUAGAAACUACAACAGGAGACACAUCUUUCACCACGACAGAACCCAUCGAUACGACCGAAUCCCUCUCUUAAGUCUGAUCUAGUUAUAAGUAUUGUACAGUUAAAGUAGGUUAGCUCUAGCUUUAUUUAUGAUGUCUAUUUUUGUAAUAAAACACUUCAAAGUAUCAA